AUGAGUUUGCCCCUGAAUCACAAACCUUUCCUGAAUGGAUUAAUAGGAAAGUCAGUAAAGGUGAAACUUAAGUGGGGAAUGGAGUAUAAAGGCCACCUGAUAUCUGUAGAUAGCAUGCAGCUUGCAAACAGAAGAAUACAUAGAUGGAGCAUUGUAUGGACAUUUGGAUGA
Molecule: messenger RNA, 171 nt
Organism: Prionailurus viverrinus (fishing cat)
Lineage: Eukaryota; Metazoa; Chordata; Mammalia; Carnivora; Felidae
Product: small nuclear ribonucleoprotein F-like
Exons: 1
Coding region: 1-171 (56 amino acids)
Biological process (GO): mRNA splicing, via spliceosome
Cellular component (GO): catalytic step 2 spliceosome; U1 snRNP
Molecular function (GO): RNA binding
Source: RefSeq, a predicted model, not a curated record